Messenger RNA from Populus nigra (black poplar), 2751 nucleotides. Its product is annotated as telomere repeat-binding protein 5-like. The transcript has 11 exons. The record is from RefSeq and is a predicted model, not a curated record. Lineage: Eukaryota; Viridiplantae; Streptophyta; Magnoliopsida; Malpighiales; Salicaceae. The coding region runs from base 347 to 2383 and encodes 678 amino acids.
UACAGAACUCGUUACAAGUUUGAGUGGAUGAGGAACUGGUCCUCAGUGGUUCUGCUUAUGACCUGCUGUAACCGGUGAACAACACCGGCCAGGGAACCCUUCACUUUUUUGAAAUGGGUCAAAGACCAAAAGGAUAUAAAGUGUGGUGGUUUUCACUUUUCAGGAGGUUUUUGAUGACCAGACAAUCUUAAAAGUUUUUGAGCUUACAGGGAUUGAAGGCUGCAUGUUUUAGGAUCAGACUACCUGUCAUGGAGUAAAAUCGAGGUAUCUUAAAUGUCCCGUUAAAUGUUCAAGCUAGCUGGUUAGUUUAAUUUAAUGACCACUUUUUGUAAUGAAUGUCUGAGAUAUGGUAUUCCAAAGAAGGUUGGACUAUGGUUUUGAUGGCUACCAGGUUCCUGUGGUUCCUCGAGCAUCUAGAUCAGCUAGGGGGAGGGGACCGAUCAGGAAGAAAAGUGAGAAUAAUCAGAAACAUGCAUUUGAAAUUCUGGCUAGUGUAGCUGGAGAAAUCUUGCAGGAGGAGGAAACUUCUGCUCCAACUAAUACUGCUUGCGGUAAAGAUCUUUGUAAUGUUAAAAAUACCAUUCAACAGGAGCAAGUUGAUAGAGGGAAGUUUCUUAUAAUAGAACCUUUGCUGGGAGAACCUUGUAAUGAGAAAGCCUUUGCUUGCAUUCCUGAGUUGCAAGGCCACUGGCAUGGCAAUGCAUUGAAUAAAUUCUUGCAUAACCAGGAAAGUUUCAACUCUCAGGGAAGCUUUGCUUCAGAGCGUUUUGAUUAUCCAGAAACAAUAUAUGUUGCUGAAAAGUUGGUUGUUGUCAAUAGCAAAAAUGCUGGUGGAAGCUCUUCUUGUGAAAUGAAUGGAGAAUCCUCUCAUGCAAGGAAAAUUUUUAAAGGCAAGGUAGAAGGUUUAACUGAGAGAAAGCCAGAAGCUGAAUUAGUAAAAAGUAGCAGUAUUGAAAGUGGAACUCUCCUUGUCAAAGAUGGCUCAGAAGAUGCAAUGGAUCUUGACGCAGGUUCUAUUGGACAUGCUAGUGUAGAAAGCAAUGUAAAGGCAUCUUUAUUCAAGGAUUGCAUAGGCCUUUGUCCUUUUUCCAGGCCUUGCGCUGAUGUAGAAGUAGUGAGUAGAGAUGAUGACGGAAACUCUUCUGGGUGCUCUCAGUACGGCGCCAUGCCAAAGACUUCUAGGCCACUGUCAUAUACUGAAACUCGAAGAAUGAGUAAUCUAACUGCUUCCAGACACUGGCGAGCUGCUCCAAUUUCGAAGAGUGGUGGCUACUUCAGAACUGACUGGACAACAAAACCACCUUUUCGCAAUGGAAGAACCAGCUAUAGCUGUCAAAGAUCUCAGAAGAUUUUUCCUUUCAAGAAAAGGAAAUUCUUUGAUCAAAGUACAUUACCUACAUCUGAUGGAGCAUUUCAUUGUGAAGACAUUUUUAAUUCUUCUAAUAAGAGGACCAAUGGCAAUGAUAUGGUCUCAGCAACUGAAGCAUCAUCCUCAGUAACAGGCCAACAUGCAUCUCUGGAUUCAAGAGACUGUAAUGUGAAGCUAAGUAUUAAAUCAUUUAAGGUUCCGGAACUCUUUAUUGAGAUCCCUGCAACAGCAACUGUUGGCUCAUUAAAGAGGACAGUCAUGGAAGCAAUAACUUCUAUACUUGGAGAUGGACUACAUGUUGGUAUCCUUCUCCAAGGAAAGAAGGUUAGAGAUGACAACAAAACCUUGCUCCAGACUGGAAUCUCUGAAGAUGAUAAGCAUAGUAAUUUGGGUUUCAUGUUGGAGUCCAGACAUGCAAAAAUGAUGUCACCUCCCCACACUAAAAACCCUUCAAAUUUACCUUUCAGUGCACCUGGUGGGAUAACUAGGCAUACAACUUCUUUAAUGCUACAGGAAGGGACUUCCCAUGCUUCCUCAGUUCCUGCAGAGACUAAUUUUAGCAGCUCUGUUGGAAGUGAUCUCGGUGCAGUUUGCUCUCUUGCCAAGGCUUCGACUGCUGAUAAGAUGUCAGAUUCACGAGCUCUGGUUCCAGUUCCUGCAAUUGGCCGGGGUGCGUUAUCUGUAGUUCCCUUUAACUGCAAAUCUAUGCAUCCUGAGUUUGGACAGCGCCGGAUCAGGAGGCCAUUUACAGUUUCAGAAGUAGAAGCCUUAGUUCAAGCAGUUGAGAGACUUGGAACUGGAAGGUGGCGUGAUGUUAAAUUGCAUGCUUUUGACAAAGCAAACCAUCGAACUUAUGUUGAUUUGAAGGAUAAGUGGAAGACAUUGGUGCACACAGCAAGAAUCUCCCCUCAGCAAAGGAGGGGAGAACCGGUGCCGCAGGAGGUUCUAGACAGGGUCCUAGCUGCCCAUGCCUACUGGUCAUAUCGGAGGCAACUGGUCAAAGCUGAAGUUUGAUGCUUUACCUUGUUUCCUGAAGAACACCAGUAAGACUUAGAUAGGACAAAUUUGGUUAGAAAGAGAGUUGUUGUGGUGGUGGUUCUAAUGCUGUACAGAUUAAUGAUAGAAAGUAAAUCUGAUGUAAAUUAAGUCAAUUCGACACUGAUCUGUAACUGGGUUGCAUUGGCUUGCAAGGAGCUUGGUGAUUUGUACAUGGCUGUUUCCAUAGGAUAGAAGGCGUCGUGCUUGGGGGCAAUGUUUUAACAAUAUGAUUAGCUGAAAUAUGCAAUCCAUGUAAAGAUAAUCGCAUCGUAUGAUAGAUUAUCAAAAUGUGACCUUGUGGGCUCUGUAUGAUAAUGUUGCUGGGCAUUUCGGCUUGUGGUUCA